AAUUCUGUACAACAAAAAUUAAAUUUAGAGCAAAAGUACUAAUUGACACUGAAUUUAAGGAAGUAUUUAAAAUUAAUGAUUUGACAGACAGUCAAAGAAGAGGCAUUGUUAUUGGCAUAGCAUACUUGCUAUUAAAUCCUUAAUCGUUGAAAUUUUGGCCUUAGAUCCUGUUAAAUUGGUAUAUUUUCUUUAAUGGCUUUUUCAUUCCAACAAUCAAUAGCAGAUUAACACGUGGAACUCUCUCCUCUAAAUAGAAACCAAAUUUCAUAAAAGAAAAAUUGUUUCCCUCGCAACUUUUAGUGGGAUGAAAACUGCGUUGAAGAACCUUUUCUUGACGAAUCCAAGCAAAAGCUUCAACUCCUAUAUUCAAAAAUGUGUUUCUUUGUUAAAGAUAUUCUCAGACAAAGGCUUGGUUGCUGGAGGAACUGUCUUCCAUUGCCAUUUACUCAAGAAUGGUGUUUUAUCAGAGAGAUGUAUAGCUAUCAAGUUAUUAAUAAUGUACCUUGAAUUCAGGAAAUUAUCUGAAGCUAAUCAGAUUGUAAAGGACUUUAAUGGGUUUGAUUUAGUUGUUCAAAAUUGUUUGAUUAAGGCUAAUAUUCAGUGGGGGAAUUUGAGUGAAGCACGGAAAAUGUUCGACGAAAUGCCUGAAAGAAACGAUAUUACAUGGACGUUAUUGAUUUCGGGGUUAAUGAAAUAUGGAAGAUUGGAAGAAUCAAUGUGGUAUUUCGAAAGGAACCCAUUUAAAAGUGUGGUUUCGUGGACAGCUGCAAUUACUGGGUUCGUUAAAAACGGGUCAAGUUUUCAUGGUUUGAAGCUUUUUGUAAGGUUGCUUGAAUCUGGUGUUAAGCCAAAUCAAGUUACUUUUAGUUCUAUAGUUAGCGCAUGUAUAGAAAUUGGUGAUUUUGAUUUGGGAAUGAGUGUUUUGGGGUUGAUAAUUAAAACCGGGUUCGAGAAUAAUGUAUCAGUUUCCAACUCUUUGAUAACAUUGUGUUUAAGAAUGCAUGAAUUUGAUCAGGCUAGGAGGGUGUUCGAUCGAAUGGAAACAAGAGAUGUUGUUUCUUGGACAGCAAUACUCGAUAUGUAUGUCGAGAUGGGAGAGUUGGAAGAGGCAAGGAGGAUUUUUGAUGAGAUGCCACAAAGAAAUGAAGUUUCUUGGAGUGCAAUAAUUGCGAGGUAUAGUCAGUAUGGUGAUCAUAUAGAGGCACUGAAACUCUUUCGAAACAUGGUUCGAGAAGGAUUUAAGCCGACAAUCUCGUGUUUCUCUAGUAUUCUUUGUGCAUUGGCUAGCCUUGAGAAUUUACAAGCAGGAAAGAACCUUCAUGCACAUGUUAUGAAAAUCGGGAUUGAGGGAGAUCUUUUUAUUGCUUGCUCUCUUGUUGACUUGUACUGUAAGUGUGGGGAAACUAAAGACGGACGGUUAGUUUUUGACUCGAUCAAAAACAAAAAUGUUGUUUUGUGGAAUUCGAUGAUCGGUGGCUAUAGUACGAAUGGUCAAAUGGAUGAAGCCAAGUAUUUAUUUGAUAACAUGCCUACUCGUAAUAACAUCUCCUGGGGAGCUUUUAUUCGUGGUUAUGUAGAAUACAAGCAAUUCGAUAUGGUGUUCGAAGUUUUCAAUGAGAUGCUUUUGUCAGGGGAGACUCCGACAAAGCCCACUUUUUCGAGUGUGCUUUGUGCUUGUGCAAGUCUGACCUCAUUAGAGAAAGGCAGGGAUAUUCAUGGCAAGAUCUUAAAACUUGGUUUUCAAUAUGAUGUUUACUUGGGCACUGCCUUAACUGAUAUGUAUGCAAAAUGUGGAGAUAUUGAAAGCUCUAAGCAGGUCUUUGAUAGAAUGUCGGAGAGAAAUGAGUUCUCAUGGACCGUUAUGAUUCAAGGUCUAGCGGAAAGUGGUUUUGCAAAAGAAUCUCUUGCCUUGUUCGAAGAAAUGAAAAGAAAUUCCUCUGUUGCUCCUAAUGAACUCAUGCUCUUAUCGGUUCUAUUUGCAUGUUCCCAUUGCGGAUUUGUCGAUAAAGGACUCAAGUUCUUUGGUGCAAUGAAAUUGGAAUAUGGUAUAAGGCCGAAGGGAAGACAUUACACAUGCGUUGUGGAUAUGCUGUCUCGAUCUGGACGCCUAUCUGAAGCUGAAGAAUUAAUUAACUCCAUGCCAUUUCAACCCGAAGCUAAUGCACUAGCAGCUUUAAUAAGUGGUUGUAAGACAUACAGAAACGAGGAGAUAGCAGAGAGAACAGCUAGAAAACUUGUCGAACUAGCAGAGAAAAACUCCGCUGGAUUCAUCUUGUUGUCCAACAUAUAUGCUUCAGCGGGGAGAUGGAUUGAUGUUUCAAAUAUGAGGAAACUAAUGAGGGAGAAGGGAGUGAAAAAGAGUGUUGGGUUCAGUUGGAUUGAGGUGAGAAGCCAUCUGCAUUCCUUUUAUUCGGAAGAUGGAACACACUUGAAAUCAGCAGAGAUUCAUGAUAUCUUGGAGCUCUUGAGAUUGGAAAUGACGGAUCCUAAACAUUUUCCGACAUUCUAAUCUUUCCUAACUCACAGAAAUGAUCUAGAUUUCAAGGAUAUGCUGCAUCGUACAUUUUUAAUUUAUCGUGGAACCUUGCAUCGGCAAAAUUUGAGCAGGCAGUUAGGGCUGUAUAUAAGGGUGCCAUGAUAUAUAGUUGUUGCAGCUAUAGCUAAAACAUUUAGAGAGAGGAUUGGGAGCUUCUUGGUGUAAGAUCGGAGAAUUGAGUUGUCAGGUUCUAGUCUCCCUGCAAUAACUUUCAAUCCCGGAACUGUCAAAGAUAAGGCCCUUCUGAGCUAAGAACUUUCUGGGAUUUAAUUUAACGGAAGAGGGU
Gossypium raimondii (Peruvian cotton) is the source of this 2822-nucleotide messenger RNA. RefSeq names its product pentatricopeptide repeat-containing protein At2g13600. The record is from RefSeq and is a predicted model, not a curated record. NCBI's taxonomy places the organism in Eukaryota, Viridiplantae, Streptophyta, Magnoliopsida, Malvales, Malvaceae. The coding region runs from base 305 to 2509 and encodes 734 amino acids. Gene Ontology annotation, biological process: RNA modification. Gene Ontology annotation, molecular function: RNA binding; protein binding. The transcript has a single exon.